AUGUAUCUACAGGCACACCUAGAGACACUUACGCAACACAUUGCUGGCACAACCAGCACUGAUGCCUCGGUGGACUCGCAGUUGUCACGCGAUCAUGUACAGGCACUUGUGUGCGUAUGGAUACACAGAGCGUGUGACGACCUGGCUAUGCUGAGAGAAGAGAAGAACAUGCUCGUACAUAUGGAGAAGUUGCGUGAAGAUAACGACGGGAAGAUGCCCGAACCGCCGAAGAACAACAAGCCUGCGUUUAAACCGUUUGUAUUGACCAAGGAAAUGGUGAAUAAAGGCAUCUUUGGUAACGGUUACCCAGCUCAGCCCACCAUGACCAUAGAAGAGGCUGCCGAGAGAGAACACAACCUUGGCAUGCACGGAUGCCACGGAGG
This is a messenger RNA of Sphaeroforma arctica JP610, 383 nucleotides long. RefSeq lists its product as hypothetical. The annotation marks the transcript as partial. The transcript has 2 exons. NCBI's taxonomy places the organism in Eukaryota, Ichthyosporea, Ichthyophonida. Gene Ontology annotation, biological process: regulation of dephosphorylation; regulation of signal transduction. Gene Ontology annotation, cellular component: cytosol. The record is from RefSeq and is a predicted model, not a curated record. Gene Ontology annotation, molecular function: protein phosphatase 2A binding.